AUGAUUCAGUUUUUAUUUGCGCCAGAUAUACAAAAUGUACAUUGUGAUACAAAUACUUCAAAUUGCUACUUUGCAAGAUUUGUCCAAGACAAGGAACCCAAAUUGGAAGAUGUAACAUUUUUCUAUCAAAUACUUUUCAAAUGUUAUAAAUACAACUAUAAUGCACCUCUCGAACCAAAUCAACAAGAAUAUGCAGACACUGCCGAUCAAAUAAUAGCAAGAACAAUCAUUUUAAAAAGUUGGAUAGAAUAUUUCUACACACACUUUCAAUACGAUACAUUGAAAUAUCUUUUGGAUCAACUACACAUUAUAGAUAGAAAUAUCUAUCUCGGAUAUAUCAUAUGGCGUUUGCCAUUGUAUGAACAUCUAUCAUUGGUACCAUACCUCGCUGAUGAAUAUAUAUCGAGUUCAGAGGCAAGGAAAGAAGGUGUUCCAUAUAAUGAUCAUUUUAAGUCGGUAGUUGGCAAAGAUAAUAAUCCUUUUGAAGGCCGACAUUUAACGAGUAAGGAUGAAAUGGAAAGAGAUCAUCCAAUGAAGAACUUUAAUACCAACAAAACAUCAAUAAUUGACAACAAAUACAAAGAUCAAGUCGUGCUACUUCAUGAUUCAAUAGUCAGACAAAUCAAAACAGAAUACUUUAUCAAAUCACAUUGUACCAAAGAUAAUGAUCACAAAGAUAUGUUGGAUAGUAUUAUUUGGCAAUACGAGGAUGGAUAUCCAUUUGAAAACAGUCACAAACGAUCAUUACAACAUGGAUACUUGUUAGAUUCUAUCGAUACAACACAACAACACCAACAAACAACAACAACAACAAUGAUGAUCAAUAUGAAUUGA
Cavenderia fasciculata is the source of this 834-nucleotide messenger RNA. RefSeq lists its product as uncharacterized. NCBI's taxonomy places the organism in Eukaryota, Evosea, Eumycetozoa, Acytosteliales, Cavenderiaceae. The record is from RefSeq and is a predicted model, not a curated record. The transcript has a single exon. Bases 1 to 834 code for a protein of 277 amino acids.